This is a messenger RNA of Prorocentrum cordatum, 474 nucleotides long. The record is from the annotation of a GenBank genome assembly. NCBI's taxonomy places the organism in Eukaryota, Dinophyceae, Prorocentrales, Prorocentraceae.
AGACGGCGUUCACCCGCAUCACCGCCAAAAUCCCGAAAGGGACGAAGAAACUCGCGCUCAUGUCUGGCAGAACGGUGGAGACGGCCGUCAAGAAGCGCACGACGGUCGGCUGGCUCAGCGUGGGCAAGGGCAGUGGCUGCUCGUGCCAGUGCAGGAAUCCAGAGAGCGAGGAUGGCUUCCCUAGGACCUUCGGCUGCGUCUGCAUGUCGCUCACGAUCCUCUCCAAAGAGCACCUGCUGCUCAUCUUCGCCUUCUGGUUCGGAUGGAUCACACUGGCGAUGGAGAUUUUCCACAUGGGCGCUGCGAAGAGGCAGGUGGACCAAGGCUCGCACAUGAUGCACGCCUUUGGAGUCGCCAUGGCCUUCGUCACGCAGUUCAGCUUGAUAGUCAUGCUGAUACGGUUCGAGCAGGUGGACGUAUUGCAACAGCUAGAACGCGAGGUCAAGACUUUGGCCAAGCAGAACGAGGCCGUCG